AUGGCUACGAAAACACACGUUUUUUCCCCGAAAUUCUUCGCAUUGGAAUUAACUAGAUGCAAUUCUGUCUGUUACAGUAGCGCCAACAUGCGGGAGAAAAGGUGGCUUCUGCUCGCUCUGUACGGAAUCCUAUUGACGAACGCGAUCUCGGCCGAACGAAAGCCCACCAGGCCGAAAUUCAAGAUCGCGACAACCUCGACGUCAACCACCACCACCACCUCCACUACUAGCAGCACCACCGAGGAGAGCCACGUGCGCGAGAAUGAAAACGAGGAUACAGAGGCAACCACGACAGUGGCCAUCGAAACGAACGCGACGACCGGACACGUCCUCACGGGAAUCCCGCAGAUCGAUUACAUCUGGGACCCGAAUCUGCCUCGCGAACUGAACGGCUACAAUCUCAGCGAUUAUCCGUUCUACAACAGCAUACCAGAGGACAUCGACUUCAAAUGCGACGGUCUUCACGACGGCUUUUACGCGAGCGUGCCGCACAAAUGCCAGGUGUACCAUCACUGUCUUUUCGGCACGAGAUACGACUUCCUCUGCGCGAACUUCACAGCCUUCGACCAGAAGACCUUCAUCUGCCAUUUCGUCUCCGAGGUCGACUGUGCCAAUUCGAAGAAAUACUGGCACAGGAACGACGCCCUCUACAAGGCCACGACAACCUCCACGACGUCCACUUCGACGACAACUACGUCGGCACCGGUAGCGGGACGCCAGCAACCAAGAGACAGAGAUCUGCCAAGGAGGAGAAGACCGUUUAGAAGACGACCGGCGUACGAUUACUACGACGAGGAGUACUACGACGACGAUUACAGUCGUCCGCGUGGCUACAGCAGGGACGACUACGACUACGACGAUCGAAAAUACAGGAGAGACAGAGAUCGUGACUUCAGAGAUCGAGAUCGUGACUUCCGAGACAGAGACGCGCCAAGGUCUAGAGGGGAGGGAGUUCCCAGAGACGACAGAGAUCGUGACGCGAGUGCGAGGGAUCGGUACCCAGGUAGGAACAACAGGAGGGAUCCUACCAGGGCGAGAGAUCCUCUCGAGGAAGACGCGAGACUCAGACCGAGAGAUCCUGAUCAAGGAUCAAGGUCCGCGUCCAGGGAAGUCGACGACGACGCGGAACUGGACGACCGACGAACCGAAUUUAGGCUCAGGGACAAUGAUGAUCGUCGCUACUCUGACAAAAGGUACAGAGACGAUUACGAGGAUAAAGAGGCUGUUUCUGCGUCUGCAGGUGCAACCGGGAAUUCAGAUGGUUUGGUAAAGCCUGCAGCACCUGCAGCAUCGGUGUACGCAAGACCGAGAGCCCCUCCUAAAAUUCGGAGACCAGUACCACUCUCCGAGCAGGACAAAUACGCUUACAAGUCGACAACUGUUCAAUCAACUGAGGAACCUCGAAGAAGACCGAUAGACAUUGCGGAAGAUGACUACUACGAAGAUGAACUGGAAGAUCUGAGGCCAAUUCGACGGCCAUUGAGAAGGAGACCAACUUACAGAGACAGAGACAGAGACAGAGAUUUCUACGACGUCGUAGACAGGGACAGAGGCCGACCCUACAGACCUCGAUAUCGGGACGACGAGGAGGACCUGCGACCAAGAAAACACCCGGAUCACUCGAGAGAUCGUUACUACGAUCGAGACAGGGAUCGAGGUGCGGAACGUGGGAGAGAUCGAUCCCUUGACCGUGGGAAAGAUCGUAGCGCGGAGAGGCCAGUGAUGGAUCGUGAUCGAGGAAGAAUGCAGGACGCUGAUAAACCGGAGAGACAGUAUCGACCACAAGACAAAGAACGCGACGCCGAUCGUUCGAGGAUAGGCUCGAGAUCGAAGGAUCUGCAAGAGGUUACAGACCCACCGCCCAGAAGGGGAAGUAGUUACGAUCGUACGGAAAGGACCACUACCACUACCACCACCACCACGACUACCACUUGUCUGCCCGAACAACUCGUUCAUAAAAUAGAAUCAACGUCGAAGGAACCUGUACCUGACGACACAGAAACUCCUACCGAGAGGCCAGCCAAGUCAAACGCGCAGAGUCAAAUAACGCGAGCGCCGAUCGAGGUCGAAGAAGAAUCGUAUCGAACGAACCAGCAGCAAUCGGAUUAUCAGGAGAGAGAGCAGGAUGAAAAACGUGAUCGUGGCCAGUAUCAAACCGCGUCGUUGGAGGAAUAUUCGCAGGAUUACUACGACGAACCGGAAGACCCGCCGGCUCCACCACCGCGAACCACGGUUCGCAUCGUUAAACGUCCCUUCUUACCAUCCCGAGGCGGAAAUCCCAAUCCGAGAGGCUUGUCCCCGGUCGGUGUGAAAGCUACCACGCCUAAGAGAGAAGAGGAAGCAAGGCCAACGGAAGCGACGAACAUUCAGGAGAGACCUAAGAACUAUUACGUGCACGAGGCAGCGCAGGAGAACCUCAGAGAACCUAGCCAAGGGCCUAAAACGCAACAACAGGAGAAGGAAACUCACGACGCGUACAAGAAUGUUCAAACUGACGGUCAACACGAAUAUAACGACGAAUAUGACACGUCUAUAGCGAGUCCGGCGAUUAGAAGGCCGAAUGAGAGACAGAGGGAACAGGAGUCGCAGAAAUCUCUGGACGAUGCGUUCGUCAGAGGAUCGAAGCAGGAACAAGGAGGCGAAGAUGGACAGAACUUUGAAGAAGGAUUGGCUAAAUGGCCCACCGAAGAGUUUUCCGAUCAGCAGAAUAACGAAGGGAACGUGCAAGUGUCAAGCUCGUCGUUUCGGAAUAAAGGAAGACUAACAGCCAGCGAAAGUCCGAACGUUUAUGGGUCGACGUUUAAGAACGACGAGGCUCAGGAACAACCAACCGGGCCUCAAAGUUACAGGGUGAAGCAGAGGCUCAACGAGGUGACGCACAGGCUGCAGGACAUCCCGGAGAGCGAGUACGACGUCACUUUGAACGACGCGUUGACACCUACGCUGAAUCAAGAGGCAAAUUUGCCCAGCGGCUUCGUCCUGCCUCUGCACAGACAAAUCGGAAGAGACGCGGUUCUCCAAUCGUCCGAGAACAAUUACAAAGUAUCGAGGCCUAUAAACCAACAGCAGCAGAAACCGUUCGUUCCUAAUCCUCAAUUUCUGCCAGCGGUUAGCAACAACGACAGACUGAGAACCGUGUAUUACAGAACGCCCGAGGCGAUUCAAAUCAGCGGGGCGCAGUACAGGUCGCAAAGGGGAUCAUGGCACGAUUACACUGGCUACUGAAGCUACUGAGAUUCGAAUGACGAGGAAAUUUUUGGAAGAAAUCUUUGGAACUAUAGAACAUCCGCCUACUCGGGCAUGAAAUUCAUCAACAACGAAUGAAAUUCAUUUGUACCAACGUCGAUCGAUCAUUUUCGAAGGGGCGGUCUUCCGCAGAACGUCUUCUUCCAACGUCUUUCGUACGAGGGGACAGGACAGCGGAUAGUUUUCGUGUAUUAGGUCUUGAAAGUAGAAAACGAAUAUCUGAAUAAUCAAACUGCUGACACACAAGAUGCGAGCAAAUAAGAGUUGAUCGUCUUUUAUGCAACUAAAACGUCACUGUUCGAAAUAUGUAGUUCUUUAGUAUUUUAGUUAAAGGCACCUUUUCGAAAACUAUAUUCUAACUGUUAGAGUACGUUUCUAGUUAUCCAACGGCCACAGUAUAAAGCCCUAAUCGAAGAUGCAAAUUGCAAAGCGUUUCUACUUUCGGCUAAACUUGUAAAUAUGCGCACGAUUAUAUGACUAACUUUACCAUUCCUUCGGAUUAAAUUAUUACUCUAAGCGCGACACGCACGUGUAAACGAUUUUCUACGAAAGCACAUUCGUCGUCUCGAUUUUCUCUCUCUCUCUCUCUCUC
Messenger RNA from Heterotrigona itama, 3838 nucleotides. Lineage: Eukaryota; Metazoa; Arthropoda; Insecta; Hymenoptera; Apidae. The record is from the annotation of a GenBank genome assembly.